GUACAGGAAGGGCGUUCCAAAAAAAGCCCACAUACUGUACGUGUUCAUCCCGGAUUUUGGGAGGAAACGGAGCACUCGAGGACCCGAGGCUGCCCACAGAGCCAGAAGGACACCGAAAGCUCCGUACCACAAGAUGGAUUCACAUCAAAAUGGCCACACGGAGGUCCACGGACCUGUGGCUGGUGUGUAUCUGGAGAAAACAAAAGAGAAGAUUACCAUAUAUCAAGCCAUGAAGAAACGUCUUCUUCAGCCAAUAACAGCAUUAGCCCUGCUGGAAGCACAAGCUGCCACGGUGGGCAUCGUCGACCCAAUAAACAAUCGAACCCUUCCCGUUGCUGAUGCUGUUACGGAGGGAAUAGUUGGACCGGAGAUGAAAGAGAAACUCCUCACGGCCGAGAAAGCUCUUAAUGGCUAUGUAGACCCAUACACCAACCAAACCAUAUCCUUAUACCAAGCUGUGCAAAAAGAUUUAGUCCCAAGAGACUAUGGAUUGAGGCUUCUGGAAGCACAGAUCACCACAAAAGGCCUGUUUGAUCCCAUUGAGAAGGCAAAUAUUUCAGUUGAAUCUGCGAUUCAAAAGGGCUUCUAUGAAAAGGGUUUGCUCAAUGACAAGAUGUCGGAGCUCAAAGUGUACUACAGUCCAAGCUUACAAAAACAUCUCAACUACAAAAACCUCAUUGAGAAAUGCACUUUGGAGUCUGACACAGGCCUGUUGCUCCUUCCUGUUUGCAUCACGUUCAAAGGCUUGCGAAAAGGUAUUUCCUCCAAUCAACUCCUCGAAUCAAAGAUCAUUGACAUAAAAACAUUUGAUGACCUACAGAAGGGAAAUACCACUACACAGGAUGUGAUGUUGAUGGAAACGGUAAAAGAAUACCUGGAAGGCAAAGGAAGUAUUGCCGGCAUUGCUGUACUCUCAUCCAACCAGAGAAUGAGCAUUUAUGAAGCCAUGAAAAAAGGUGUACUGAUGCCCGGAACAGCACUAGUUCUACUGGAGGCACAAGCUUCAACUGGAUUCAUGAUUGAUCCAGUGGAAAAUAAGACGUUCACUGUGGAUGAGGCAAUCAAAAGCAAACUUGUUGGCCCUGAAUAUUAUGCAAAGCUGCGUUCUGCUGAGCGAGCAGUAACUGGCUACAAAGACCCAUACUCGGGUGAAACUAUAUCCCUGUUUCAAGCACUGUCAAAAGACCUCAUUGUAAAGGAACAUGCGAUCCGUCUACUUGAGGCGCAAAUUGCCACAGGGGGAAUAAUAGACCCUAUCAACAGUCACAGACUGCCAACAGAAGUUGCCUUCAAGAAAGGUUAUUUUGAUCAAGAAAUGAACGCCAUACUAGAGGAUUCGGGGGACGACACAAAGGGUUUCUUUGACCCGAACACAGAAGAUAAUCUCACUUAUCUUCAGCUGAUGCAAAGGUGCGUCAUUGAUCCCAGCACUGGACUGUGCCUCCUCCCACUCUUUGGAAAAUCCAACGAGCAGAAUUUUAACUUCAUUGACUGGCAAACCAAAAUGACCUUCAAAAAGGAGAAGGUGAAUGUGACAUGUGGAAAGUACACAGGAAUGAUGGUGUCCUUGUGGGAACUGCUGAUGUCAGAAUACUUUGAUGAAUGCCAGAGGCGAGACUUCAUUCGGAACUACAGAGAGGGGAAGUUCAAUAUCAGGAUAAUUAUCACAAUGGUUCUGGAAGUCAUAGAAAAGUCAGUGAAAACCACCAAUGUUGUCUUUGAAGGCAUCAGAGAAACUGUCACAGCCAAACAACUGGUGGAGGCCGACAUCAUUAGUAAGGAGGUGAUGGAAGAUCUGGAAAAGGGAAAAAUAUCAGUGAAGGAAGUGAUAGAGGAUGAAAAUGUAAAUGUGUACCUACAGGGGAAAGACAGCAUCGCAGGCGUUCUGCUUCCGGAUUCUCGUAUCAUGACAAUCUACCAGGCCAAACAAAAAGGGAAGCUGAUGCCAGGAACGGCUCUGAUUCUACUGGAGGCCCAGGCAGCAACAGGUUUCAUAAUCGACCCUAUCGGAAAUCAGAAGUAUUCAGUGGAUGAUGCUGUCAAAGCAAAGAUUGUGGGACCCGAUGUGUGUCAAAAGUUGCGCUCAGCAGAGAAAGCGGUCACUGGGUACAGAAAUCCUUACGAUGGCCAAAUAAUAUCUUUGUUCCAAGCCAUGCAAAAGGAUCUCAUCCUAAAAGACCAUGGAAUUCGACUUCUGGAGGCACAAAUUGCCACUGGUGGUAUCAUUGACCCAGUAAACAGUCAUCGCAUUCCUGUACACAUGGCCUAUAAGAAGGGAUACUUUAAUAAGGAAAUGAAUGAGAUCCUGAGUGACCCAAGCGACGACACCAAAGGAUUCUUUGAUCCCAACACCUGUGAGAACCUGACAUACUUGCAGCUCAUGGCCAGAUGUGUCAGAGAUCCCACUACAGGGCUGUGCCUCUUGCCACUCAAAGGCAAAAGCAGCAGAGUUAACAUUGAUGAUAAUAUUAGGGAAGUGUUGAAAACAACCAAAGUUACUGUUAAGUAUGGCAGGUUCAAGGGCAAACACACAACAAUGUGGGAUCUUAUUAAUUCAGAGUAUCUGACAGAGGACAAAAGACAGGAGUUUUUUAAACUCUUCAAGUCAAGGAAAAUCACCAUUGAGCAGCUCAUCGUCGCCAUUUUAGAGAUCAUUGAGAGCAAGGAGAUUCAACAACAAGCAGAGCUAAGCUUCACUGGUCUCAGAGGAGAGGUCUCUGUUAAGGAUCUUUUGCAGCUCAACAUUGUGGAUGAAAGAACAUACAACAGCAUGGUUGAUGGAAAGAUGACCAGCACAGAUCUGAUGAAAAUUGCGAGUGUGAGAACCUAUCUGCAGGGGAAAGGUUGCGUCGCUGGUGUGAUACUUCAACCCUCAGAUCAGAAGCUAAGCAUCUACGAGGCACAGAGAAUUGGCAUCCUCACACCUGGCACCGCCCUCUGCCUUCUUGAAGCACAAGCCGCCACAGGAUUCAUUAUUGAUCCUGUGAAAAACCAGAAGCUUACGGUGAAACAAGCUCUCAGAGAGAAGGUAGUUGGUCCACAGAUGCAAGAAAAGCUUUUGUCUGCAGAGAGGGCUGUCACUGGUUACACAGAUCCCUACACUGGUCAAAAGAUCUCACUCUUCCAAGCCCUGCAAAAAGAUCUAAUUGUCAAGCAGCAUGGCAUCCGUUUACUUGAGGCCCAGAUUGCGACAGGUGGUAUCAUUGAUCCUUUGAAGUGUCUUCAUUUGCCCCUUGAGGUUGCAUACAGGAAAGGGUAUUUUGAUGAGGAACUUAAUCAGAUCCUAUCCGACCCGACUGAUGACACAAAGGGCUUUUUUGACCCAAAAACACAAGAAAAUCUGACAUACAUGGAAAUGUUGGGAAGAUGUGUAAAAGAUAAGGAAACAGGACUGUUUCUUCUGCCUCUGAAUGACAAACCAACAGCUGUGGGAACAAAGGCCAAUAUGUACACUAAUACAGAGAUUGAGCAAGAGUUUGAAAAGACAACUGUGAGCAUAUCAGUUGGACGUUUAGCAGGCAAAUCAGUAUCUUUGUGGGACUUGAUUCACUCUGGGUACUUCACUGAGGAUCAGCAGCUUGAAUUCUUUGAAAAAUACAGAACAAGAAAGAUAACUACACAAACCAUAAUCACAACAGUGAUUUCCACCAUUGAAAAACUGGAAAAUGAAAAUGCCAAAAUGAUCAUGGGCUUGAGAAAACCUGUCUCUGUGCAACAACUUCUGGAUUCUGAUAUCAUUGAUGCAAAUACGCUAAAACAGGUAAAAGAAGGAAAAGUCACUCUUGAGGCACUAAUCCAAAGUGAACCUGUCAAAGGGUAUCUGCGGGGAACUGGGAGCAUUGCUGGAAUUAAGGUUCAUCCAUCCCAGAAAGUAAAGAGCAUAUAUGAAGCAAAAAAUGAAAAUCUGUUGACCCCUGGCAUUGCACUAUUACUGCUUGAAGCGCAGGCUGCAACAGGAUGGGUUAUUGAUCCUGUCAAAAACAAGUUCUAUAAUGUUGAUGAGGCAGCAAGAGAGAAAGUAAUUGGACCAGAUGUACACGAGCAACUUCUCUCAGCAGAACGUGCCGUCACUGGCUAUAAAGAUCCAUACACAGACGCAACAAUAUCACUGUUUGAAGCCAUGGAUCAACAGCUGAUUCAAAGGAGUGAUGGUAUUCGUCUUCUUGAUACACAGAUAGCAACAGGGGGAAUCAUUGACCCAAGUCAAAGUCUGAGGCUUCCUAUUCAUAUUGCUCUUAAAAAGAGAUAUCUGGAUGAAGAAGUUAGAAAAACUCUAAAUGCGAGUGGUGACGCAAAGGGAUUCUUUGACCCAAACACUAAAGAAAACCUCUCUUACGUUGAGCUGAUCAAGCGAUGUGAAAACGAUCCUGAAACAGGACUACUCCUUCUACCCGUGCUAAGAGAGGAAUCCAAUGCAUUUCACACAUAUGAGCAAAUCGAGCUUGCAUUUAAAAACAAAAACAUCACCAUGAAUGCAGGAAAAUUUAAAGACAAAAAGGUGACUUUAUGGGAAGUGUUGCUCUCUGAAUAUAUAUCAAAACAAAAAAGGGAACAGCUCAUACAGCAAUACAAAGCAGGAACCAUGAAAAUGGAGGAGAUCAUUGAAAUACUCACCAUCAUUAUUACAGAGGUAACAUCCAAGGAAAGAAAGUUCAAAGGACUAAGAAAAAAGGUCUCAGCCAGUGAGUUGUAUGAGUCAAAGAUAAUCUCAAAGCAGCUUUUCACACAGAUCAUACAAGGAGAAGUCACUGAUGAAAGCAUUGACGAAAUGGAAUCGAUUCAGAAGUAUCUUGGAGCUACAAAUUGCAUAGCUGGUGUCAGAGUUGAGUCUACAAAGAAGGUUAUGAGCAUCUACGAAGCUAGAACAAAAAACCUGUUGACCCCUGGGACAUCUCUUGUGCUGCUAGAGGCCCAGGCUGCCACUGGCUUUGUCAUAGACCCAGUGAACAACAAGAAACUUUCUGUAGAGGAAGCUGUGGCUCAAAAAGUGGUCGGCUGUGAGUGGAAAAACAAACUGCUUUCAGCUGAAAGGGCAGUUACAGGAUACAUAGAUCCCUACACUGGAGACACAAUUUCCUUGUUCCAGGCCUUGAAAAAGGAUCUCAUCGUCAAGGACCAUGGAAUUCGUCUCCUUGAGGCACAAAUUGCCACCGGAGGCAUAAUUGACCCAGUCCAGAGUCACAGAGUGCCUGUACAGGUGGCCUACCAAAGAGGCUACUUUGAUGAAGAGAUGAACCAGAUUCUGUCUGACCCUGAUGACGACACAAAGGGCUUCUUUGAUCCCAACACAAAAGAGAAUCUCACCUAUCUUCAGCUGAUUGAAAGGUGCAUCACAGAUCCCAUCACAGGCCUUAGCUUACUGGUGAUUGCCAAGAAAGGAGAGUUUUACUUCUUUGUUGAUGAGGCAACAAAACUCAUUCUGAAAUCCACGACAACAACUAAAGCAGGAGGGAGAUAUCUAGGAACACAAGUGUCUCUGUGGAAUCUGCUCUACUCCAAGUACAUCACUGAGGAGAAGAGGAGAGAGCUUGUGCAGCAAUAUAAGUCUAAAUCAAUCACAAUCGACCGCUUCUUGGAAAUCAUCCUGACAAUCAUUCAGCAGCAGACCGUGUCAACCUCCUCAUCUUCAACUGUCAUGUGCCAACCACCAGAGACAAAUGAGAACAGCAGCUCAACUAAAACCAUCAUCACCACUACAGUCACAGAGACAGAUGAAAGUCUAAACUUCCAUGGAAUCAGAAGGGACGUCACUGCUGCAGAGUUACGUGAAUCUAAAAUCAUCAAUGAGGACCUCUUCAAAAGUCUUAUCACUGGGAGUGUCACAGUGACGGAAGUUAGUGAGAUGGAUUCAGUGCGUAAGUACCUUGAGGGGACCAACAGCAUUGCAGGAGUGUACCUGCAGUCUACCGAAGAGACCCUAAGUAUCUAUGAGGCCAAAGGCAAAGGUCUGUUAACUCCUGGUACAUCUCUGAUCCUGCUAGAGGCCCAGGCUGCCACUGGCUUUGUCAUAGACCCAGUGAACAACAAGAAACUUUCUGUAGAGGAAGCUGUGGCUCAAAAAGUGGUCGGCUGGGAGUGGAAAAACAAACUGCUUUCAGCUGAAAGGGCAGUUACAGGAUACAUAGAUCCCUACACUGGAGACACAAUUUCCUUGUUCCAGGCCUUGAAAAAGGAUCUCAUUGUCAAGGAUCAUGGAAUUCGUCUCCUUGAGGCACAAAUUGCCACCGGAGGCAUAAUUGACCCAGUCCAUAGUCACAGAGUGCCUGUACAGGUGGCCUACCAAAGAGGUUACUUUGAUGAAGAGAUGAACCAGAUUCUGUCUGACCCUGAUGACGACACAAAGGGCUUCUUUGAUCCCAACACAAAACAGAAUCUCACCUAUCUUCAGCUGAUUGAAAGGUGCAUCACAGAUCCCAUCACAGGCCUUAGCUUACUGGUGAUUGCCAAGAAAGGAGAGUUUUACUUCUUUGUUGAUGAGGCAACAAAACUCAUUCUGAAAUCCACAACAACAACUAAAGCAGGAGGGAGAUAUCUAGGAACACAAGUGUCUCUGUGGAAUCUGCUCUACUCCAAGUACAUCACUGAGGAGAAGAGGAGAGAGCUUGUGCAGCAAUAUAAGUCUAAAUCAAUCACAAUCGACCGCUUCUUGGAAAUCAUCCUGACAAUCAUUCAGCAGCAGACCGUGUCAACCUCCUCAUCUUCAACUGUCAUGUGCCAACCACCAGAGACAAAUGAGAACAGCAGCUCAACUAAAACCACUAUCACCACUACAGUCACAGAGACAGAUGAAAAUCGAAACUUCCAUGGAAUCAGAAGGGACGUCACUGCUGCAGAGUUACGUGAUUCUAAAAUCAUCAAUGAGGACCUCUUCAAAAGUCUUAUCACUGGGAGUGUCACAGUGACGGAAGUUAGUGAGAUGGAUUCAGUGCGUAAGUACCUUGAGGGGACCAACAGCAUUGCAGGAGUCUACCUGCAGUCUACCGAAGAGACCCUAAGUAUCUAUGAGGCCAAAGGCAAAGGUCUGUUAACUCCUGGUACAUCUCUGAUCCUGCUAGAGGCCCAGGCUGCCACUGGCUUUGUCAUAGACCCAGUGAACAACAAGAAACUUUCUGUAGAGGAAGCUGUGGCUCAAAAAGUGGUCGGCUGUGAGUGGAAAAACAAACUGCUUUCAGCUGAAAGGGCAGUUACAGGAUACAUAGAUCCCUACACUGGAGACACAAUUUCCCUGUUCCAGGCCUUGAAAAAGGAUCUCAUCGUCAAAGAUCAUGGAAUUCGUCUCCUUGAGGCACAAAUUGCCACCGGAGGCAUAAUUGACCCAGUCCAUAGUCACAGAGUGCCUGUACAGGUGGCCUACCAAAGAGGUUACUUUGAUGAAGAGAUGAACCAGAUUCUGUCUGACCCUGAUGACGACACAAAGGGCUUCUUUGAUCCCAACACAAAAGAGAAUCUCACCUAUCUUCAGCUGAUUGAAAGGUGCAUCACAGAUCCCAUCACAGGCCUUAGCUUACUGGUGAUUGCCAAGAAAGGAGAGUUUUACUUCUUUGUUGAUGAGGCAACAAAACUCAUUCUGAAAUCCACGACAACAACUAAAGCAGGAGGGAGAUAUCUAGGAACACAAGUGUCUCUGUGGAAUCUGCUCUACUCCAAGUACAUCACUGAGGAGAAGAGGAGAGAGCUUGUGCAGCAAUAUAAGUCUAAAUCAAUCACAAUCGACCGCUUCUUGGAAAUCAUCCUGACAAUCAUUCAGCAGCAGACUGUGUCAACCUCCUCAUCUUCAACUGUCAUGUGCCAACCACCAGAGACAAAUGAGAACUGCAGCUCAACUAAAACCACCAUCACCACUACAGUCACAGAGACAGAUGAAAAUCGAAACUUCCAUGGAAUCAGAAGGGACGUCACUGCUGCAGAGUUACGUGAUUCUAAAAUCAUCAAUGAGGACCUCUUCAAAAGUCUUAUCACUGGGAGUGUCACAGUGACGGAAGUUAGUGAGAUGGAUUCAGUGCGUAAGUACCUUGAGGGGACCAACAGCAUUGCAGGAGUCUACCUGCAGUCUACCGAAGAGACCCUAAGUAUCUAUGAGGCCAAAGGCAAAGGUCUGUUAACUCCUGGUACAUCUCUGAUCCUGCUAGAGGCCCAGGCUGCCACUGGCUUUGUCAUAGACCCAGUGAACAACAAGAAACUUUCUGUAGAGGAAGCUGUGGCUCAAAAAGUGGUCGGCUGUGAGUGGAAAAACAAACUGCUUUCAGCUGAAAGGGCAGUUACAGGAUACAUAGAUCCCUACACUGGAGACACAAUUUCCUUGUUCCAGGCCUUGAAAAAGGAUCUCAUCGUCAAAGAUCAUGGAAUUCGUCUCCUUGAGGCACAAAUUGCCACCGGAGGCAUAAUUGACCCAGUCCAUAGUCACAGAGUGCCUGUACAAGUGGCCUACCAAAGAGGUUACUUUGAUGAAGAGAUGAACCAGAUUCUGUCUGACCCUGAUGACGACACAAAGGGCUUCUUUGAUCCCAACACAAAAGAGAAUCUCACCUAUCUUCAGCUGAUUGAAAGGUGCAUCACAGAUCCCAUCACAGGCCUUAGCUUACUGGUGAUUGCCAAGAAAGGAGAGUUUUACUUCUUUGUUGAUGAGGCAACAAAACUCAUUCUGAAAUCCACGACAACAACUAAAGCAGGAGGGAGAUAUCUAGGAACACAAGUGUCUCUGUGGAAUCUGCUCUACUCCAAGUACAUCACUGAGGAGAAGAGGAGAGAGCUUGUGCAGCAAUAUAAGUCUAAAUCAAUCACAAUCGACCGCUUCUUGGAAAUCAUCCUGACAAUCAUUCAGCAGCAGACUGUGUCAACCUCCUCAUCUUCAACUGUCAUGUGCCAACCACCAGAGACAAAUGAGACCAGCAGCUCAACUAAAACCACCAUCACCACUACAGUCACAGAGACAGAUGAAAAUCGAAACUUCCAUGGAAUCAGAAGGGACGUCACUGCUGCAGAGUUACGUGAAUCUAAAAUCAUCAAUGAGGACCUCUUCAAAAGUCUUAUCACUGGGAGUGUCACAGUGACGGAAGUUAGUGAGAUGGAUUCAGUGCGUAAGUACCUUGAGGGGACCAACAGCAUUGCAGGAGUCUACCUGCAGUCUACCGAAGAGACCCUAAGUAUCUAUGAGGCCAAAGGCAAAGGUCUGUUAACUCCUGGUACAUCUCUGAUCCUGCUAGAGGCCCAGGCUGCCACUGGCUUUGUCAUAGACCCAGUGAACAACAAAAAACUUUCUGUAGAGGAAGCUGUGGCUCAAAAAGUGGUCGGCUGGGAGUGGAAAAACAAACUGCUUUCAGCUGAAAGGGCAGUUACAGGAUACAUAGAUCCCUACACUGGAGACACAAUUUCCUUGUUCCAGGCCUUGAAAAAGGAUCUCAUUGUCAAGGAUCAUGGAAUUCGUCUCCUUGAGGCACAAAUUGCCACCGGAGGCAUAAUUGACCCAGUCCAUAGUCACAGAGUGCCUGUACAGGUGGCCUACCAAAGAGGUUACUUUGAUGAAGAGAUGAACCAGAUUCUGUCUGACCCUGAUGACGACACAAAGGGCUUCUUUGAUCCCAACACAAAACAGAAUCUCACCUAUCUUCAGCUGAUUGAAAGGUGCAUCACAGAUCCCAUCACAGGCCUUAGCUUACUGGUGAUUGCCAAGAAAGGAGAGUUUUACUUCUUUGUUGAUGAGGCAACAAAACUCAUUCUGAAAUCCACAACAACAACUAAAGCAGGAGGGAGAUAUCUAGGAACACAAGUGUCUCUGUGGAAUCUGCUCUACUCCAAGUACAUCACUGAGGAGAAGAGGAGAGAGCUUGUGCAGCAAUAUAAGUCUAAAUCAAUCACAAUCGACCGCUUCUUGGAAAUCAUCCUGACAAUCAUUCAGCAGCAGACCGUGUCAACCUCCUCAUCUUCAACUGUCAUGUGCCAACCACCAGAGACAAAUGAGAACAGCAGCUCAACUAAAACCACUAUCACCACUACAGUCACAGAGACAGAUGAAAAUCGAAACUUCCAUGGAAUCAGAAGGGACGUCACUGCUGCAGAGUUACGUGAUUCUAAAAUCAUCAAUGAGGACCUCUUCAAAAGUCUUAUCACUGGGAGUGUCACAGUGACGGAAGUUAGUGAGAUGGAUUCAGUGCGUAAGUACCUUGAGGGGACCAACAGCAUUGCAGGAGUCUACCUGCAGUCUACCGAAGAGACCCUAAGUAUCUAUGAGGCCAAAGGCAAAGGUCUGUUAACUCCUGGUACAUCUCUGAUCCUGCUAGAGGCCCAGGCUGCCACUGGCUUUGUCAUAGACCCAGUGAACAACAAGAAACUUUCUGUAGAGGAAGCUGUGGCUCAAAAAGUGGUCGGCUGUGAGUGGAAAAACAAACUGCUUUCAGCUGAAAGGGCAGUUACAGGAUACAUAGAUCCCUACACUGGAGACACAAUUUCCUUGUUCCAGGCCUUGAAAAAGGAUCUCAUUGUCAAGGAUCAUGGAAUUCGUCUCCUUGAGGCACAAAUUGCCACCGGAGGCAUAAUUGACCCAGUCCAUAGUCACAGAGUGCCUGUACAGGUGGCCUACCAAAGAGGCUACUUUGAUGAAGAGAUGAACCAGAUUCUGUCUGACCCUGAUGACGACACAAAGGGCUUCUUUGAUCCCAACACAAAAGAGAAUCUCACCUAUCUUCAGCUGAUUGAAAGGUGCAUCACAGAUCCCAUCACAGGCCUUAGCUUACUGGUGAUUGCCAAGAAAGGAGAGUUUUACUUCUUUGUUGAUGAGGCAACAAAACUCAUUCUGAAAUCCACGACAACAACUAAAGCAGGAGGGAGAUAUCUAGGAACACAAGUGUCUCUGUGGAAUCUGCUCUACUCCAAGUACAUCACUGAGGAGAAGAGGAGAGAGCUUGUGCAGCAAUAUAAGUCUAAAUCAAUCACAAUCGACCGCUUCUUGGAAAUCAUCCUGACAAUCAUUCAGCAGCAGACCGUGUCAACCUCCUCAUCUUCAACUGUCAUGUGCCAACCACCAGAGACAAAUGAGAACAGCAGCUCAACUAAAACCACUAUCACCACUACAGUCACAGAGACAGAUGAAAAUCGAAACUUCCAUGGAAUCAGAAGGGACGUCACUGCUGCAGAGUUACGUGAUUCUAAAAUCAUCAAUGAGGACCUCUUCAAAAGUCUUAUCACUGGGAGUGUCACAGUGACGGAAGUUAGUGAGAUGGAUUCAGUGCGUAAGUACCUUGAGGGGACCAACAGCAUUGCAGGAGUGUACCUGCAGUCUACCGAAGAGACCCUAAGUAUCUAUGAGGCCAAAGGCAAAGGUCUGUUAACUCCUGGUACAUCUCUGAUCCUGCUAGAGGCCCAGGCUGCCACUGGCUUUGUCAUAGACCCAGUGAACAACAAGAAACUUUCUGUAGAGGAAGCUGUGGCUCAAAAAGUGGUCGGCUGUGAGUGGAAAAACAAACUGCUUUCAGCUGAAAGGGCAGUUACAGGAUACAUAGAUCCCUACACUGGAGACACAAUUUCCCUGUUCCAGGCCUUGAAAAAGGAUCUCAUCGUCAAAGAUCAUGGAAUUCGUCUCCUUGAGGCACAAAUUGCCACCGGAGGCAUAAUUGACCCAGUCCAUAGUCACAGAGUGCCUGUACAGGUGGCCUACCAAAGAGGUUACUUUGAUGAAGAGAUGAACCAGAUUCUGUCUGACCCUGAUGACGACACAAAGGGCUUCUUUGAUCCCAACACAAAAGAGAAUCUCACCUAUCUUCAGCUGAUUGAAAGGUGCAUCACAGAUCCCAUCACAGGCCUUAGCUUACUGGUGAUUGCCAAGAAAGGAGAGUUUUACUUCUUUGUUGAUGAGGCAACAAAACUCAUUCUGAAAUCCACGACAACAACUAAAGCAGGAGGGAGAUAUCUAGGAACACAAGUGUCUCUGUGGAAUCUGCUCUACUCCAAGUACAUCACUGAGGAGAAGAGGAGAGAGCUUGUGCAGCAAUAUAAGUCUAAAUCAAUCACAAUCGACCGCUUCUUGGAAAUCAUCCUGACAAUCAUUCAGCAGCAGACCGUGUCAACCUCCUCAUCUUCAACUGUCAUGUGCCAACCACCAGAGACAAAUGAGAACAGCAGCUCAACUAAAACCAUCAUCACCACUACAGUCACAGAGACAGAUGAAAGUCUAAACUUCCAUGGAAUCAGAAGGGACGUCACUGCUGCAGAGUUACGUGAAUCUAAAAUCAUCAAUGAGGACCUCUUCAAAAGUCUUAUCACUGGGAGUGUCACAGUGACGGAAGUUAGUGAGAUGGAUUCAGUGCGUAAGUACCUUGAGGGGACCAACAGCAUUGCAGGAGUCUACCUGCAGUCUACCGAAGAGACCCUAAGUAUCUAUGAGGCCAAAGGCAAAGGUCUGUUAACUCCUGGUACAUCUCUGAUCCUGCUAGAGGCCCAGGCUGCCACUGGCUUUGUCAUAGACCCAGUGAACAACAAGAAACUUUCUGUAGAGGAAGCUGUGGCUCAAAAAGUGGUCGGCUGUGAGUGGAAAAACAAACUGCUUUCAGCUGAAAGGGCAGUUACAGGAUACAUAGAUCCCUACACUGGAGACACAAUUUCCUUGUUCCAGGCCUUGAAAAAGGAUCUCAUUGUCAAGGAUCAUGGAAUUCGUCUCCUUGAGGCACAAAUUGCCACCGGAGGCAUAAUUGACCCAGUCCAUAGUCACAGAGUGCCUGUACAGGUGGCCUACCAAAGAGGUUACUUUGAUGAAGAGAUGAACCAGAUUCUGUCUGACCCUGAUGACGACACAAAGGGCUUCUUUGAUCCCAACACAAAAGAGAAUCUCACCUAUCUUCAGCUGAUUGAAAGGUGCAUCACAGAUCCCAUCACAGGCCUUAGCUUACUGGUGAUUGCCAAGAAAGGAGAGUUUUACUUCUUUGUUGAUGAGGCAACAAAACUCAUUCUGAAAUCCACGACAACAACUAAAGCAGGAGGGAGAUAUCUAGGAACACAAGUGUCUCUGUGGAAUCUGCUCUACUCCAAGUACAUCACUGAGGAGAAGAGGAGAGAGCUUGUGCAGCAAUAUAAGUCUAAAUCAAUCACAAUCGACCGCUUCUUGGAAAUCAUCCUGACAAUCAUUCAGCAGCAGACCGUGUCAACCUCCUCAUCUUCAACUGUCAUGUGCCAACCACCAGAGACAAAUGAGAACAGCAGCUCAACUAAAACCAUCAUCACCACUACAGUCACAGAGACAGAUGAAAGUCUAAACUUCCAUGGAAUCAGAAGGGACGUCACUGCUGCAGAGUUACGUGAUUCUAAAAUCAUCAAUGAGGACCUGUUCAAAAGUCUUAUCUCUGGGAGUGUCACAGUGACGGAAGUUAGUGAGAUGGAUUCAGUGCGUAAGUACCUUGAGGGGACCAACAGCAUUGCAGGAGUCUACCUGCAGUCUACCGAAGAGACCCUAAGUAUCUAUGAGGCCAAAGGCAAAGGUCUGUUAACUCCUGGUACAUCUCUGAUCCUGCUAGAGGCCCAGGCUGCCACUGGCUUUGUCAUAGACCCAGUGAACAACAAGAAACUUUCUGUAGAGGAAGCUGUGGCUCAAAAAGUGGUCGGCUGUGGGUGGAAAAACAAACUGCUUUCAGCUGAAAGGGCAGUUACAGGAUACAUAGAUCCCUACACUGGAGACACAAUUUCCUUGUUCCAGGCCUUGAAAAAGGAUCUCAUUGUCAAAGAUCAUGGAAUUCGUCUCCUUGAGGCACAAAUUGCCACCGGAGGCAUAAUUGACCCAGUCCAUAGUCACAGAGUGCCUGUACAGGUGGCCUACCAAAGAGGUUACUUUGAUGAAGAGAUGAACCAGAUUCUGUCUGACCCUGAUGACGACACAAAGGGCUUCUUUGAUCCCAACACAAAAGAGAAUCUCACCUAUCUUCAGCUGAUUGAAAGGUGCAUCACAGAUCCCAUCACAGGCCUCAGCUUACUUCCUUUACACAAGUGAAGCUUUAUACAAAUAUUUCCUCUUGUGUCUUAUCUGCAUUAUUAGAUUCCUUUAGGGGGCUAUUUAACUCUAAUUUUCUUCAUAAUUCAACCGAAUAUCCCAAGUUGUUGAUAAGGGAAUGAUAAGAAAAAUACACACUCAACGUAUAAACAGUACUGUGCUAAAUAACUCUAGAAAUUGAUUUUUUUAAAUGGUCUUUGCUUCGCUCUGAUAAUAUGCUUUGGUUUUGAUUUUUGAUGACCCUGUACUACACUGAGCCUUUCAUCUAAAUGGGAUCCAGAAAUUGUUCCCUUUCUUACGCACCUUUUAAAUUCCUGUGACAUCAUUGCUUUGUUAUAAAUAUCAAAUGAUCCGAAAAAUCUAAUUGGCCUAAAUAUCUAUAUAAACACUCUAAAACAUAGUUUUAUAGUUUAGCCUUUGUCGUUGACCUAAACAUGGCCGUAACUGCAGUACAAUGCAACAAUCCUCAUUGUACCUAUUAGGAUAUUGUGUUGUGUAAUUUGUUGAAAUAUUGCAUUGUCUUUACACUGAUGUACGUAGAUGUGAUUCUGCACAGCAUACUUUUACCUGGCCUAUAGAACCAUAUGUUAUUUAGGCAACUGCUUUUCUCACCGAAAUAUAUUGUUUGUCAAGUUGACCGCACCUUGAAGAAAACAACACUUUUAUAGCUUUUUUGUAUUUUUGGAAAACCUAUCCUGCUUAAACUGUCAAUUUGUGGCCCAAUAAACAAGUGAGAUAAGA
Pungitius pungitius (ninespine stickleback) is the source of this 14710-nucleotide messenger RNA. It is a transcript of the gene eppk1, whose product is annotated as epiplakin 1. The transcript is spliced from 2 exons. Gene Ontology annotation, molecular function: keratin filament binding; structural molecule activity. The record is from RefSeq and is a predicted model, not a curated record. Gene Ontology annotation, biological process: intermediate filament bundle assembly; wound healing. NCBI's taxonomy places the organism in Eukaryota, Metazoa, Chordata, Actinopteri, Perciformes, Gasterosteidae. Gene Ontology annotation, cellular component: cytoskeleton; cytoplasm; keratin filament. The coding region runs from base 134 to 13969 and encodes 4611 amino acids.